AUGACUGGCGUCAAAACCGUGGACUUCACCAAAUCCUCCGGCGGCUACUAUGCUCCAGCAACACUUGCACCCACAAAUACCGAAGUCCUGUAUGUCUCGGGACAACCAGGUAGCACACGCGAAGGCAUUGUGCACGUAGACUAUGAGUCUCAGAUCCACCUAUCUCUCAAUAACCUUCGCAAAGUCAUGAUCAUUGGCGGAGUUACUGUGAAGGAUAUUCUCAAGCUCACACUUUUAAUAGUGAACUAUGACCACAAACAGCGCAAGCAUGCCCGGCCCUUAGAGAAGUUUCUUACUGGACAUCGCCCCGCCAUUACGUUGAUCCCUGUCGCUCAGUUGGCUAUACCUAGUUGGUUGUUCGAAAUCGACGCUGUAAUUGCUCGCCCGCCACCAUCGUCCUCGAUUCCCCGCCAACUGUCUUUCGGACCAGCAGAGAAAACCGUGGACGUGAUCAUCAUUGGUGCCGGGCUCGCUGGUCUGGCAGCAGCAACCGAGCUGCAACGAGCUGGCCGCUCAUUCAUAAUUUUGGAGGCAAGAGAUCGCGUUGGUGGCAAAACAUGGUCACAACCGUUUCCAGAUGGAGAGCAAGGAGUUGUCGAUGUUGGUGCUGCUUGGAUAAACAGCACAAAUCAGAGCAAGAUGUAUGCCCUAGCGAAGAAGUAUGGUGCAGAAAUCUUGGAGCAAAACACCACUGGAAAGUGCGUACUACAGGAUACUGAUGGGAAGUGUUCUACCUUUGAAUAUGGAGAUCUUCCAAAGUUUGAUGCCGCGAUUGUCAAAGACGUUGCCCGAAUCCGCGAUAUGGUUGAAACCGAUUGCCAGACUCUUGAUCCCACCCGACCACAAAACGCCGAUUGGGACUUGGUGACCUUUGAAGCUUACUUGAGAUCCAGAGGCGCUAGUACCGAGGCUCUCGCCACCGCUACAGUAUGGACUCGCGCCAUGCUUGGUCAGGAUCCUAAAGAUAUCUCCGCUCUGUACUUCCUCACUUAUUGUAGAUCGGGUGGUGGUCUACUCCAGAUGCGUUCAGAUCGUUUAGGAGGUGGACAGCAUCUCCGUAUCCGUCAGGGUACGCAGCUGUUUUCCCUUGGCCUCGCCAAAGAUCUUCACGAGGAAACUAUUUAUUUGUCUACCCCUGUCAGCUCCAUUACACAGAAUGGAACUUCCUCCGAUAUUGAGGUAACAACAACAAAUCAAAAAAAAUAUCGUGCACGUAAAGUCAUCACUACUGUACCUAGUCCAGUGCUGAAGACAAUCAGCUUCACGCCUGAUUUGCCAUCUUCGAAGAAAUUAUGGUCAGAAUCCACAGUGUACGGCUAUUAUACGAAAGCCAUGAUGACCUUUCGGACGCCCUUCUGGGUUGAGAAAGGAUACUGCGGACUGACGCAAUCGUUCACUGGACCUGCUUCUGUGAUCCGCGAUACCAGCAGUCUGCCAGACCAGAAACACGUUCUAACUUGUUUCAUGGCCGGCGAUCCCGGACGGGCCUGGGCGGCAUUAUCGACGGAAGAGCGCGAAAAAGCCCUCAUAAAACAAAUUGGCCAACUGUUCGGUUCCGAAGUCGAAGCAUCUGGUGAGUUCGUCAACAUGAUGACAUAUGAGUGGUUAUCAGAUCCAUACUCGGGUUGGGGUUGCCCAUGCGCAUCACUCGCACCAGGUGUAAUGAACACCCUUGGUGGAAGUGGACUGCGUGAACCGUUUGGAAACUUACAUUUCGCGGGCACAGAAACAGCCGUUAACUGGCGAGGCUAUAUGGAAGGAGCUGUUGAGAGUGGAGAACGCGCUGCUGCUGAGGUCAUUCAGGGGUUAAAUGCUGGAGAGCUAGCACGGUUGUAG
Molecule: messenger RNA, 1836 nt
Organism: Talaromyces amestolkiae
Lineage: Eukaryota; Fungi; Ascomycota; Eurotiomycetes; Eurotiales; Trichocomaceae
Exons: 2
Coding region: 1-1836 (611 amino acids)
Molecular function (GO): oxidoreductase activity
Source: RefSeq, a predicted model, not a curated record